Salvia miltiorrhiza (redroot sage) is the source of this 658-nucleotide messenger RNA. RefSeq names its product sm-like protein LSM8. The transcript has 6 exons. Bases 196 to 492 code for a protein of 98 amino acids. Gene Ontology annotation, biological process: mRNA splicing, via spliceosome. The record is from RefSeq and is a predicted model, not a curated record. Lineage: Eukaryota; Viridiplantae; Streptophyta; Magnoliopsida; Lamiales; Lamiaceae. Gene Ontology annotation, molecular function: RNA binding. Gene Ontology annotation, cellular component: U6 snRNP; precatalytic spliceosome; U4/U6 x U5 tri-snRNP complex.
UUUGUUAUUAUUAUCAUUAUUAUAUUAUUAUUACUUUUUUUUUUUUUUUUGAUAGAUUAAACCCUAAUUCCCCUUCUCCCUCGUCUGCAUCUUCAAUUCCAGAGUUUGCAUUUCAAUUCCAGAGUUUGGGGACACAACAGCAAGAAAAGAAUUCCAUUUGCUCGCUUGUUGCUCAUUUUUAUUGAGGAUUAUAAGAUGGCAACUGGGGCUGGACUUGAGACUCUUGUUGAUCAAACAAUUUCAGUUAUCACAAAUGAUGGGCGGAAUAUUGUGGGAAUUCUGAAAGGUUUUGAUCAGGCUACCAACAUAAUUCUUGAUGAGUCUCAUGAACGGGUGUAUUCCACAAAGGAAGGCGUACAACAACUUGUGCUGGGCCUCUACAUCAUUCGGGGUGAUAACAUAAGCAUUGUUGGAGAGUUAGAUGAAGAACUAGACGCAAGCUUGGACUUAUCAAAACUUAGAGCUCAUCCUUUGAAGCCGGUCAUCCACUGAUGUGUGCCAUUGUGAAAACGCAUGUAAUGCCUUGUGUUGAGUUUUGCUUGUAAGAAUCAAACUUUAGCUAGAAGCAGGUGAUGAAAAAUGAGGAUGUUUGAUCGACAUUUUGUGACAAAUAUUCAUUUUUGCAGGGUGUUUGUAUGUUGAUUUAACCUUCACAAUC